This is a messenger RNA of Penicillium maclennaniae, 2406 nucleotides long. RefSeq lists its product as uncharacterized. Gene Ontology annotation, molecular function: polynucleotide 5'-phosphatase activity. Lineage: Eukaryota; Fungi; Ascomycota; Eurotiomycetes; Eurotiales; Aspergillaceae. Bases 1 to 2406 code for a protein of 801 amino acids. The transcript has 5 exons. The record is from RefSeq and is a predicted model, not a curated record. Gene Ontology annotation, cellular component: mRNA capping enzyme complex. Gene Ontology annotation, biological process: 7-methylguanosine mRNA capping; polynucleotide 5' dephosphorylation.
AUGGAACACUGGAGUCUUUCCAUGCUUUUCCCCGAAACGGCGAUGAUCCUCCCAAGCUCCCUGAUUCGCGCGAUCCGGGUCGAGAACUUCUCCCUUUCUCUUGAUUCCACCUGUCAUCAACCCUCGACUCGUGCAAUUCUCGCCUGUCCGCCCACACAAACCUCAAGCUCUCCGAUCGAUCCUGCUCAGCAGCAGCGCACACAACAGAACUACUCGGAAAUCGCUGCUCGCCCUUCACAGCCUCCGUUGCAGCAUUCGCAUGGCUCUCCCGAACAAUCCUCGCCCUACGCUCCUCCUCAAUCGCCUUACCAACAGUUCAAGGGCGCCCCCGCGCCUCCACCAUUGAAUACAGGAGCGCGAUCUCAGCGGAGUCAAAGCCCUCCUCAGGUAAUGACUCCAUAUGGACCCGGUGCGCGUGACCCAUACGGCGCGUCGGCGUACAAUUCGCAUCCACAGCCCCCCGCUGGCCCCUUGGCCUCACCGUACACACCGCAACCUACGAGUGCGGGUCCUCAUCAUCCCGAACAGGGUUCAUACUUUGCACAGCAGAGAUCCCACUCGUUACAAUCGGUCAUGACGAAUCCGCACGCCCCGGGGGAGACGUUCCGUCCACGAGACAGCCCUCCCACCGCCACGCAGCCUCUUCCACCCCAUCACUUUUCUCCUCCUUCCCAUCGUCCUGCUCCGGAGACACCUCUGGGACCCCCCGCCGCAUUUGCCUCUCGCCAAUCCCCUUCUGCGCGUCCGCUAUCCUCCGGCCACGAAUCUGCGCGCAAUUUUCUGUCCAGCCCUCAACCAAUGCAAGACACACCUAUGCGAGACUCAGCCAAUACGCAGUCACCUUCUCUUUCCCGGAACUUCUCACCCAGCUCUAGACCCUCUGAAUCUACUCCUCAACCUCACUCGGCCGGCCUGAAACACGAGUUUAUGGAAAAAUCAAGUCCCGGGACCUCUAGACAGAACAGCAUCGCCGGUACAUCUGAAAUAUCCGGAGCUCCAAUGCGCUCAUCAGAGGAUAGAAGAUUGAAUGAAAGCCCAACGGCAUCCUUUCCAUCGGGACCAGGGGCGGAAACACGUGUCUCGCCCUGGAUCCCACCCCUGAAGACGGUGAAGAUGGAGGUUGACCACGACCCAAUGUCUCGAGUUGAGAGCCACCCGUCAGUCGAUAGUCAGCCACCAAAAGCGAAGAGGAGACGAUACAAUGAGCCCCCAAUCUAUGCCCAGCGGUCGGUCCGUACCAAAGGCAAAUGUCCUGUUAUUCCCAACCCACAACCUCCUGUUCCAAAACAUUUACGCCACUCAAGCCAGGAGCCUUGGGCCGCUCGCAGGCGAUCUUCCACAAAUGCGUCCGCAGUGACCACUGCGACUUCGCAUAAUGUACGCACACCGGGCUCUGUUCCGCCGAGUGUGAAUGGUCCUCCACUGCAGGCUACACCGGUAGCGGCACCAGCGCCUGCGCCUGCGCUUGCACCUCAGGCGUCUGCACGUCCCGUGGGAUCACUAGGACCCUGGGAGCCCUCAAUUACCGGACUCAUUCCAUUCGAGGAGAUCACGAAAUCCCUCUGUGAUUUCCUUUUCAAGCAUGUCGUCAUGAGAAACGACGUAGCUGUUGGAGGAGCAGGCUCAGUUGCUACCGGACAAGGAACAAUCAUCGAGGUAGAGGCGAAGCUAGGUCAUGUCAUUGACCAGGAUCGUCGAGAAAGACUGCGCUUGCCUGUCCUCACCGAGAGCGUCAUCAAUCGCGAUUCCGGAUUCCGCACAGCGUUUGAGAGCAGCAUGACAGUCGAGCAACACCGCGCCAUGAACAACUUUCUAAACGAGACCGUUCGACAUUCUAUGCCGGCCGCCGACCCGAAUCGCAUCCCGCUCACGUACGCCCACAAAAAGGAGCGUGAUACCUUCUACGAAGUCGAUCCCAACGAACUUCCCCCAGUGAUUCGUCAAAAUCUCAACCCUCGCCACAAACCCAAGGUCCGUGUGACAACGGACCAACGAACCGGCGAAGUGAUCGCCAAAAUUAUCAAAUGCCGUGUUGCCGACAUCGACGUGUACAGUCCCCGUACAACAGUUGACUGGCGCGUAUCCGUCAAUCUAGAAAUGGAAUACGAAGGAGAUCACACCCACCUCCCGAUGGUAGACGCGUCCAAGGGCGGUCGCGGCGAACGGAACAAAGACCGUAUGAGUUACCGACACUUAGCCUACCAGAUCGAUCUGACACAGGUAGCCAGGGCCGAGCCUGCAACGAAAAACGAAUUCGAGCACGAGCUCGAGAUCGAAGUCUCAGCUGCUGAAAUUCGUCGACAAGGGACUCUGGCUAUGGCCGGUGACCCAUCGAACCAAUACGAGGAAUUGGUGAAGGGCUUUGUGGACAAUAUUCGAAUCCUGGCGCGAGCAGUGCCGCCUUGA